AUAAAAAAAAGAAUUGCUCUCCUUGUUUCCCAUUUUAUUAUAAUUUAUUCAUCUGAUUUAGUUUUUAGUUUCCAUGUUAAAAUCAAGUAAAAUGAUUCACAGUUAUCUGCUUCGUUAGUUCUCUGUCUAGCUUGUAGUUUCCUCUAUUACACUCGACAUAAACCCUAUCUACCUACCUAUCAGCCCCGUCUUGUUUCUUUUUAUCUGCCUUUCCAUUUCCUUAAUCAGGGGGAGGAGAUUGUUUUGGUAAGAAAGAUGGUUAUUCAUGAGCAAGAGUCGGAUGUUAUUCAAUGGGGUCUUCGUCUUCUUGACGGGGACCCACCCUUUUAUUCUGGGUACUAUGGUGAAGCAAUAGUACAGAGUGAUGAUGGAUACCAUGGGCAUUAUGUGAGGGAUCAUUAUGAUAUUACGGACUGUAGCCAUGUAGAGAAUGAUGAGAUGAUUGCACGUACGUUGCAAGAAGAGUUUUCGCAGCUUGCAGUUACUGAAGAAAAUGGGUAUUCACAUGGUGGAGAAGAGCUUUCAGUUACUGAAGAAAAUGUGUAUUCACAUGGUGGAGAAGGUGGAGAGCAUUUGCAGACUUCUGUUGAUGAGCAUGAGUGGCAUUGUACACCGAUGGGGAACUACCGUUCAGACAAUGAGCGUAGUCAUGAAGAAUCAGAUGAUGCAGUACCCUCUAGUUCAUGCUCAAGUCCUGCUAAUGGAGAAGAGUAUUCCUAUUCACCAGAGUUUACUGAUGAAGAUGGCCUGGAUGAUGAAGUAGGCAAGAGGUUGAAUCAGUUGAUUCCAAUCCGUCAUGUUCCAAGAAUUAAUGGAGAAAUACCUUCAAGUGAUGAAGCAACAUCAGAUCAUGAAAGGCUUCUGAACAGACUGCAGUUAUUUGGCUUUGAAGAGCUUAAGGUUCAAGGGGAUGGAAACUGUCAGUUCCGUGCUUUAUCAGAUCAAAUAUAUAAUACACCUGAUCGCCACAAAAUAGUAAGACGACAGGUUGUGUAUCAGCUUAAAUCUCACCCAGAGAUAUACGAGGGAUAUGUUCCCAUGGAGUAUGGUGACUAUUUGAGGAAGAUGUCAAAGAGUGGUGAGUGGGGUGAUCAUGUGACAUUGCAGGCAGUUGCGGAUGCGUAUGGUGUGAAAAUACUCGUCAUGACUUCUUUCAAGGACACAUGUUACAUAGAGAUUCUUCCUGUCAGCCAAAAGCCAAAAGGAGUCAUUUUCUUGAGCUUUUGGGCAGAGGUACACUACAACUCCAUCUAUUUUCAAGGAGAUACAUCUAGUGAAUUCAGAAAGAAGAAAAGGUGGUGGAAUUUCGGGAAUAAGCACUAGAUAUAUUGCUGGUAAUCUGAGGACCCACCCUCUUCUCUUGCUGCUGUGCUUGCUAUUAUACAUAUGCACAUGCAGCCUCCUCGGUGCGAAACUUGUAUCUUCUCCUUCUAUAAACCAUACUUGUCCAGAUCAGUUAUUCUACCAGUGUAUUGUAUUUUUCUGGGAACGAUUUUUUUGUCUCAAAUUUUGCAUGCAUGCAUGCUUAGAAUUGCAUGUCAUAUCUUUCUCAAAUAACAGAAAAAAAUAAUCACAUGAGUAACACUGUUUAUUCUUUUAA
This is a messenger RNA of Populus euphratica (Euphrates poplar), 1600 nucleotides long. RefSeq lists its product as uncharacterized. NCBI's taxonomy places the organism in Eukaryota, Viridiplantae, Streptophyta, Magnoliopsida, Malpighiales, Salicaceae. Gene Ontology annotation, molecular function: cysteine-type deubiquitinase activity. Gene Ontology annotation, biological process: protein deubiquitination. The transcript is spliced from 11 exons. Bases 256 to 1323 code for a protein of 355 amino acids. The record is from RefSeq and is a predicted model, not a curated record.